GGAUACCUAUUAGACUCUUUGAAGAUGCUACCUACAGUGUCCGCACACGCAACAGCCCUGCAAUGAAACUGAUUGCGAGUAAACGCGUAACGACCUUCGGAUUCAGAUAUGCGUUUAUCCCUUUGAGCAUGGGAGCAAUUGGAUUGAGCGCGGGAACACUCAUCAUAGGACCAACGAUGUUCGCCCGGUGCCAUCCUUUCUCGUCCUUCGAGCCACCAUUAGAAACGCUCCUCCACUCACUAUAUAAUCGGUAUCCCCUCAUAUUAUUAAAAGAAUAUGCCUAGUACCGAGAGCUCUAGAACUACGGCUGCUCCAGAAGCGCUUCACAAAGCUAGAUGAUAUCUGCGAUAUGAGGGUACACGCGGCCUUCGGCUUCAUGAACAAAGUCCAUUGCCGAUGUGUAUCCGAGGUAGACUGGUCGUUUAAUGCCUUCAUUCCAUUAC
Messenger RNA from Pseudovirgaria hyperparasitica, 443 nucleotides. RefSeq lists its product as uncharacterized. Bases 63 to 284 code for a protein of 73 amino acids. NCBI's taxonomy places the organism in Eukaryota, Fungi, Ascomycota, Dothideomycetes, Acrospermales, Acrospermaceae. The transcript has 2 exons. The record is from RefSeq and is a predicted model, not a curated record.